Paramecium tetraurelia is the source of this 4131-nucleotide messenger RNA. RefSeq lists its product as uncharacterized. The record is from RefSeq and is a predicted model, not a curated record. NCBI's taxonomy places the organism in Eukaryota, Ciliophora, Oligohymenophorea, Peniculida, Parameciidae. The transcript has 3 exons.
AUGAUUUACAUCACAUUAUUGAGUUGUAUUCUUAAGAGCAUAGCCAAAGAUUGCUCAUUAUUCCCAAGUGAUUACACGAAGAUAGUCGGAAAGGAGAAUGAAAUAAUUGUAUAGGAUAUAUCGGAGUAUUUUAGUUAAGUGAAAUACAACGACAUCGUCACCUUAACUGACUAGAAUAGCAAGGUUACUUUGGUACCGCCGAUUAACUUAAAAGCUACAAAAGAAACGAUUCCUAAUGUGAAUAAAUUGUUAUCAUACUCAGUUUUGACUACCAAUCAAGGUUAGUGGAUUAAUAAAUUUUAACUAUUAGCUAUCAGAAAUCAAGAUGAAUAAGUUUUGGCAUGGACAGAAAAAAUUGUUGCAGGUACUUAAUAGAGAUACCCAACCUUUGAUAAAACAGUUUUACUUGGAAAGACUGACUAAAUUAUUUGCCAAUCUUCAACUAUUUUAGAUAUAUCUCAUCUAAUAACAGAUUGCUAUUAGGUUAAUGGUGAAGAGCCAUAAACAUAUUUUUAUUUGAUUAGCGAAAAGGAUGAUUAAAAAUAAUUAAUAUAAAAUGUGUAUCCUUAUGAAAAAAAUUAAUAAAGAUACAUUGUAAGCACUUAGAACUAUAUAUAUAGAAUUACUUUGAAAACUAAUAAUAAUCCUGCAAUUAUUGAAUUGUUUACUUAUGAUUUAGCGAACAAAGACAUAAAACUCCAAAAGACAAUUAACUAAGAGUUAAUUCAAAAAUAUGUGAAUAUUACCUAAUAUUCCUUUGAUAUGGUUGAUGCCAAAAUUAGUCCAGCUGAUUAAAUUGCUAUUUUAGACAAGACUGGAAAUGUUUUUUUACUCAAAUACUACCCUUCUAAUGAUACGUUCCAAUUUAGUCAAUAGGGACGUCUCUUAGGAGAAUCUAUAUCGUUUGAUUAUUAAUUCAAUAAUAACGAAUUUGCAAUCGUAUAAAAACACUCUAUCAUACAAAGCUAUAGAACUUAUGUUUCAACAGAUGACUUAUCAAAUUCGAAAAUUCAUUACAGCAAUAAUUUUAUAUUUUUAACUUCCCCCACUCAAAUAAUAGCAUUUGAUAAAUAUUUAUAGAUAAUUUAGAUUGUAUAAGGAGAUUUCAGCAAUGUAAUGACAGAUUAGAUUUAAAAUGAUUUGUUAGUCUUCACCAAUGCAAAUGUUAGACAUUAUUUAAGUCGCUCUAAAUAUUAGAUCUAGUAUCACAAUAAUGAUCAAGGUAUAACUGGAAAUGCAAAACUAAUUCUAAAUGCAUGUUAAGUCACUAUAGAAUAUUAGACAGUUUCAAUCAACUCUGUAGAUUUGUAACUAGUAUCAAAGGGAAAUAUUAAAGAUUCUCCAUUUUAUACAGAACAAAUAUUUGCAUAUGAUUCCCUUACCCGUCCUAGAUAAUUAGUUUCUGGCCCUAAAUAAAAAAUCAGUUUUUAAAAGAAAACUAAAGAAAAUGCACUUGGAGGUGGAAAUCUUACAUAUAUCGCCGUUACUGGAGACUUCUCAGAAAAGUAUACAAAUAAAAAUUUGAGUUUAACCGACUUAAUCUUCCUUUAAACUAUUUCUAUGGCAUAAUCUUUUGAUUAACCUUUUUCGAUAAUCACUUAGAAUAAGGAAAAAGAGUUGACAAUUUAUUUUUGUAACAAUCUUUAGGCUGAGAUAUGCCAAUAGUAGUAUAAGACUAAGUUGAAUUUUGAAAUUACUAAGGAAAAUACUGUUAUCCAAUAUCAGAAUUAUUAAUUUACAUUCAUCACUAUAUUAAAUGAGAAAACAUUGUUCCAUUAUAAAUUUUUGUCAAACAAUUAUAUCAACAAAACUAUUACCCUAAAAGAUGAUGACUAAAUCAAAUCUAUAGACAGCAUUUAUUUGAGUUAUUAAUAUUUACUAAUAUUUUCAAAAGCAGCAAAAGCUAUUGGAGUGUAUAAUUAUCAGAUUGUUGAUUUUCUUUACAUUAUUAAUUCUGAAAAAUUGAGCUAAUUCGGAUUUCUCAACUGGGAUCCUUAAAAAUUGUUUUCAACUGAUUUCAGCUAACUUUUGUUUGUCGUUAAUGGAUAAGAAUAGAAUUAACUUCUGAUCUUGAAUUUAACUAGAACAGAUUUCUCUUUUGGAUACGAAAUGGCCAUUUCAUAAUCAUAAGAUAUUCGUGUUAUCAAUUUUUUUGAGCGAUUCGCUAUACUUUAAUAGUAAGCUUAAGGAAAAUUUACGUUCCAAGUUUACAAUCGAUAAGAUCCUACAAAUAUCUAUCUAGAGAAAACUCCAUCCUUUUAUAACUACCAGAUUGAAAGUAUUGAAUCCUUCUUUUGGGCGCCAUACAAUAAUUUGCUGCAUGUCAAAGCAAAAUCUGAAUUCAAAUCUGUUAUCUUAUCGUAUGUUGUUGAGUUGACUGAUCACAAUUCAUUAUAUUGUGUCCAAGAUUGGGACAAAGCCAAUUAAUUUGUGACAGCAACUUAGGAUAACGUAUUCUAAUUUAAUAAAGAAAAUGUUUGGAUAUAUUACAUAUAAAGAUAUCCUUAAUUGUAAUAUUCAGUUAUUUUUGAUGACAAUACUUUCAUUUAAGAUUAAGAUUACACUAUAGUCUACUCAAAUGAAUAACUGUUAUUGGUUAAUCGAAAGUUCAGAUUGGUUAACAAUUAACUUAGCGUAAAAAUUAAGAAGGAUAAAUUAAACAUAAAAACUAAUUUAACAUCCAAUCAGGAACACAAUUAUAUUUAAGAUAUGGGUACUGAUUGGUAUUCCGGUGAGGUAGCCUAAUUUGAAUUGAUGAUACCUCAAUUCAAAGACAGAAAAGCAGAAAUUAUAAAUCCUUUUGAAGUUGUAAAACCAUAUUAUCUAAAUAAUUCUAUGAAUGCAAUUGAUUUCAGUACAAACUAUAUUUUUGUUCUGAAACAUGACUCCUAUGUUCUAAUUAGUAAAAAGACAAAUGAAGUUGUAGUCACUGAAAAAAUAACUGCAGAUUAUUCAUGUGGAGAUGUCAUAGCAAGUUUUGAUUCCUAGGUCUUGAUUUAAUGUGUUAAAGAUAAAUUAUAGUAUGUUGGUGGAAUACAAUGUGAGAAUACCAAUUGUAAAAUAGGUAGUUCUUGGCUAUAAAUUAAUGGUGACAUCAUAUCAGGAUACAUAGAUACUGAAAAUAUCUUUAUUAUUUAAAAACAGGAGAUCUUGGCAUACUCCAAAAAUAUUCUAGACUUAUCCAAAGCUUAAAAUUACGGUAAAGUAAGUGUUACAGAUUUGGAUAAUUUCUAGUAUGGAUUAACUAUUUAAAAAAUUAAGAAGAAUCACUAUCACGUAUAUUGCACUGAUCACAAUUAUGCAUUAAUUGUACUUGAAUAUAGCAUAAAACAGAAUCAAAUUUAGAGAACCAACAAAAUUACUUUCGAUUUAUACGAUUUUCUCAAUCAAGACUUCUUUGUGCCUAAAGAUACUAUUUACUCUUGCAUCAAAACAAUUAAUGUUGUGACUACUGAUGUAUCAUACAAAGCAGAUUUUAUUCUAUUUGGCACCUAAGGUCCUCAUUAUGGAAUACACAUAGAGUUUUCUUGUUCUACUGAUUAAUGCAAUUUGAUAUAAAAAAAGAUUGUUUUUGUUUUGUAAGGCUAUGGAUCAUUCUCAAUCUUGGGAUACAUAUUCUCAACAGUUAGAAUUGUUAAUAAUUUCAUAUAAGUUUCAUACACAGAUUCUGCCUAAAUGAGAUUGGUCUAGGCAAUCUAUUAAUUACCUAAGGUUUAAUCUACCAAUUCAGCAGUAACCUUUUUUGCAGCCUUAAAACCAACAUUCUAUUUUGGAUCGUAUUAGGUUUAACAGGAAUUGUACUCAUACGAAAACUAAUUGUAUUACAUUACCAAUUCAGAACAUAUUGAAUAAUUAUCUUUGUAUAAGAUUAAUCCAUCUCCAAAACUAUUGCUUGACGGAAAAUUUGAUAUAUCAAUGGGCAAUAUUGUAGUUAGAAACGAUUUCUCAAUGGAUUCAAUACCCAUAACUAUUAGAGGCCCUGGUGGUAAUGAUGACGAUCACGAUAAUACUACUACUAGUGGCCAUACAGGAGUUUGGGUUACUUUGGGUAUAUUGGGAGGCUGUCUAAUAUUGGGAACAGGAUACUACUGUUACAAAAGAAAUAAAACUAAAGUAGACACUUUAAUUUGA